CCUACCCCACCGGCUCCCAGAACAAAUCGAAGACUGGCUCAUCAACUACCGCCGGCGCGGGUGGCACAAGCGCAAGUUCGAGAUCUACUCGGCGCGGCUGCGCGACGCCCAGGCCGAGUACCGCGAUGCGCUGCACCGGGCGCGGGACGCCGCGGCGGCGGCGGCGGCGGGGCGCGGGGACGAGCAGGCGCGCCUGGCGGCCGAGGCCCACGUGGCGCUGGUCGAUGCGCGGGUGCAGGCCGCCGCGCUCCAGGAGCAAAAGGCGAGGCGGGAGUGGCAGGAGCAUGAGAGCAAGAAGGGCUCGCAUGGGCAUGGGCUUGGUGGGGCCGCGGAAGGGGGGAAGGGGGAAGGUGGCGGGGAGAAGUGAGUUGACUUUGGUGAGCGAUUUGCCCUUUCUAUGUAUGUAUUUUUUGUGUUCUUACUUGUGUGGCCUUUUUCUUUCUCUGGGAGUUGGCUGGCCCCGGAAAGAAGAGAGGGUUGGCUCAGGCCCGGCAAACUGGGUGAGGCGUUUGCGUGGGGCCCUUUUUUUUUUUUCUCUCUCUUUGGGCCUCUGUACGAGUAUGGCUGGCGAGAGCGACGCUAAGAUGGGCGGCUCCAGAGUACAGGAUGGUACAAGUACGACGGGACGGCGUUACGAACCAUGCUGUAGUGUAAUGUAAUGAUAGACAUCAUUGUCCGGGGCAGUUUGCACCGCAACGAAACAGCAGCGUGCUCUUGUCAAUGAACAGAGCAUGGUGUGGACGGCAAGCUGGUGUUCAACAUGGUCAAAACUUGGGGCAACACCUCGUUCGCGGUUCAAAUUGAUGCCAGACGUCAGG
Molecule: messenger RNA, 818 nt
Organism: Parathielavia appendiculata
Lineage: Eukaryota; Fungi; Ascomycota; Sordariomycetes; Sordariales; Chaetomiaceae
Exons: 1
Coding region: 126-659 (177 amino acids)
Source: RefSeq, a predicted model, not a curated record